AUGGAGUCCAGAGCGUCUCUCUCCGUUCUCGCCCUGCUGCUUGGCUUCUCGCAAGCUCUCCAUCUCGACCAACCUCAGCACGUGGACAUCACGACACAGAUUCUCACCACCAACAACGGAUCCAGUGAACUGCUGUUGGAGGGAGACAUACUCUUGCCAAGAAGCAGGAACGCUCUGGUCUGCGCCACCAAAAACUGCUUUUGGAAGAAGUCCUCAAAUGGCUUAGUGGAGGUGCCUUUCACACUGAGCCGUGUUUUCUCUUCCUCUGACAAGACUGUAAUUGCCAACGCCAUGGCCACCUUCCGCAGCAAAACCUGCAUUAGUUUUGUUCCCAGGACAAAUCAAACUGACUACCUGAGCAUCGAGAGCAAAGACGGAUGCUACUCUAAUCUGGGCAGAACAGGUGGUGCUCAGGUGGUCUCUCUCAGCAGGUUGGGUUGUGUCUACUACGGCAUCGUCGAGCACGAGCUGAACCACGCGCUCGGUUUCUACCACGAGCAUACUAGGAGUGACCGUGAUCAGUACGUCACCAUCAACUGGGAAAACAUCGACCCAAAAAUGCAGUCUAAUUUCAACCUACAGAAAACCAACAACCUCAACACGCUGUACGACUACUCCUCUGUGAUGCACUAUGGGAAAACAGCUUUCUCCAUCAACGGUCAGGACACGAUCACUCCUAUCCCUGAUCCUUCAUUGAAGAUUGGACAGAGAAAUGAGUUGUCCGCCAUCGACAUCCUGAGGAUCAACACUCUCUACAAGUGCUGAACUUGGUCUUUUGGCUUGAUUUAACUUUGCUUUAAUAUUGUAGAACUGUUAAUGAUA
This is a messenger RNA of Ictalurus punctatus (channel catfish), 822 nucleotides long. Its product is annotated as hatching enzyme 1.2. The record is from RefSeq and is a predicted model, not a curated record. Gene Ontology annotation, biological process: proteolysis. The transcript is spliced from 4 exons. The coding region runs from base 1 to 765 and encodes 254 amino acids. NCBI's taxonomy places the organism in Eukaryota, Metazoa, Chordata, Actinopteri, Siluriformes, Ictaluridae. Gene Ontology annotation, molecular function: zinc ion binding; metalloendopeptidase activity.